Molecule: messenger RNA, 690 nt
Organism: Durusdinium trenchii
Lineage: Eukaryota; Dinophyceae; Suessiales; Symbiodiniaceae
Source: the annotation of a GenBank genome assembly
UUUUGGCUCAGGGGUUCGGUCCGUUGUCAGCGUGGAUUCAUGACCAACCGUCCUCCGGCGCCUGGAACUUAUGAUCCGAGAGAUUGGAAAUGUCCGAAUUGCAAGACAUUGAACUUCAAGAAACGCAAGAACUGCUUAUCGUGUGCAAAUGAGCGGCCUCCACAAACUCGCGAGCAAGUAAUGCCUGACUGGCGAACUGGCAAGAAGGAUUGCGGCAUCAAUGUUAAUGCUGACUGGACUUGCCGCCCCUGUGGCAGAUUCAAUCUUGCUUGUGACAGAUUUUGCUUGGCUUGUAAGAAAGAAAAUCCGAGCUGGGUUGAAAUCGUUACAACAGCUGAAGGAAGGUCUGGCCGCCUUGGUGGUCACUUUGACAGACCAGAUCCGGAUGAACCGAAGAAAGAAUGGAACUCAGAUGAUGAGGAGGUGGACGAGUUUGGCCGGAAAAAACGUAGAGGAGCACUCAAAGGCAGUGACAAGCAGAAAGCGGCGCUCGAGAGAUUGCGGAGGCCAGAUGGGCCCAAGCAUGGCUUACAUUUUUUGCACGCCACAUGCAGGAGGACUGGCCGAGCUACAUCAAGAAGUCGCUCCAGAUAAUGACUCCAGCCAGUUUCAGCCUCGUUGUUCUGUAGGUUGGUGCGGAGGCUGAAAUGCUCAGGGAAAAAUGUUUUUUGACCCAUGGCUUAAGAACUC